AUGGCUGAGAAGGACAUCAUUUGCAUUGUCUCUUCGGGGUACAAAGCGGUAUUUUUGAAGAUUAACUCCUCAACCACCAUCCUGGAUCUCAAAUUUGAUGUGGCAGAGAGGUUAGGUAUUCCAUAUGAGUCAUUAAUUCUGUCAUACGAAGAUGAAACAGCUGGAAGCUUGAAAUUUCCUAUUGAGAACGAGGGGGACAUGAUGUCUAUGGUGGAGCAUUGUCACAAUCUUGGACUGAAAGAGGUUCACAUGAAAGCUGAUGAUUUGCAGAAUAUACACUGCAAUGAGCGAGUCCAACCUUGCAAAGAGCAAGUCCCACAAGACAUCGCUUCCAGAAGUCUAAACUCGAAAAGUAUAGACUGUGGCCCGCCGGAGUUGUCGUCCACAACUGUUGCAGAUAAGAAUCCCAAUGACAUUCCUUCAAGAGAUAAUGUUAUGAUGAUUGAUGACAUGAUUAGCAGAUCUGAGAGGAUUCCUGCUUGGUGGCACACUGCGUUAACUGGGGAGGGGCAACGUUUUGAAAGUGCGAAGGAGUUAAGAUUGGCCUUGCUAUACUACUCCAUGGCCAAAAAAUUCGAAUAUGAGUUUGUGAAGAAUGAACCAAAGCGUAUUCGAGUUUUUUGCCGGUUUAAGGUAGCCAAAAAUUGCCCAUGGAUGUUAUUUGCCUCUCCGCCGAAAAAUGAUAAUAGACUUGAAAUAAAAAGGUUCGUGGACAUUCACAACUGUGGACAACAUGCCAAUAAUGCAGGUCAAUCUAGAGCCUCUCGUCAUUUCAUUGCUACCCAAUUACAACCCACGUUGAAGUAUGUAGACGAGGUUAAGAAGACAAAUCCGGGAAGCUACAUUCAUGUUGAACAAGACGAGGGUAGGUUUACAAGGAUAUUCAUCUGCUAUGCGGCCUGCAUAAAUGGUUUUUUACAAGGUUGCAGACCACUUAUAUUUUUGGAUGGAACCUUUCUGAAAGAUCGAUUCAAAGGUCUGUGGUCCAUUCUCUAUGAAAGGGCAGAUCCAUACAACCCUCCACAUAAGCUAGUGAUAAUUUCAGAUGCGGAUAAAGGGAUCAGAAAAGCAGUUAGAGAAUUUUUUCCCGAUUCUAUACACUCUCACUGUGUGCUGCAUUUGGUCGAGAACUUCAGAACAAAGUUGAAGGAUUUGGGAUUCAAGUCAAAGGAUUCUCAGAUCUUGGGUAAUCUACUGCAAUCUGCCUGUUACAAAUAUACUAGAGCAGAAUGGAAUGAUUAUAUGGACGACAUCAGACUAAUUGACGAGCGUGCAUACAAUAUUGUGAUGAACUAUGCUCCAGAAAACUGGGCCAAUGCGUUUUUUCCUGGAGUUAGGCAAAGUCAUUCAACAAAUGGAUUCAUGAGGCAAGGCUUCUACGGAUACUCCAACUGA
Molecule: messenger RNA, 1395 nt
Organism: Asparagus officinalis (garden asparagus)
Lineage: Eukaryota; Viridiplantae; Streptophyta; Magnoliopsida; Asparagales; Asparagaceae
Exons: 5
Coding region: 1-1395 (464 amino acids)
Source: RefSeq, a predicted model, not a curated record